GCAAUUAUUAAAUAAAUUGAAUCAAUUUGCACAAAAUGGAAGUUGACGAAGCCCCACUUGAGAAAGUAACUAGAGAAGCUAGAGACCAUUUACCCUUUGUUGAGAAAUACAGACCAGAUUCCCUUGAUGAUAUUAUCUCGCAUACAGAAAUUAUUGAUACUGUCUGUAAAUUUGUAGAUGAGAGGAAGCUACCUCAUUUGUUAUUCCAUGGACCUCCAGGUACAGGUAAAACUUCAUGAAUCCUAGCCAUUGCUAAAAAGAUGUAUGGCAAGCAUUACCAUAAUAUGAUCUUGGAGCUUAACGCAUCUGAUGAGAGAGGAAUUAGUGUUGUCAGAGACAAGAUUAAAGCCUUUUGCUCCACACAGCAAAUUAUUAACAAAGGUUUGAAGCUAGUCAUCCUUGACGAAUGAGAUGCAAUUACAAGUGCAGCACAGUUCGCACUUAGAAGAGUAGUUGAGAAAUUUACUAAAAAUACCAGAUUCUGCUUUAUCUGUAAUUAUGUGUCAAAGGUCAUCCCUGCUUUGCAAAGUAGAUGUACAAGAUUUAGAUUCUCUCCACUCAAAAAUGAGCAUAUUGUGGGAAAACUAGAUGACAUUACCAAAGCAGAGAAAUUGAAGGUCACUAAAGGAGCCAAGGAAUCUAUUAUAACUCUCUCUGAAGGUGAUAUGAGGAAAGUCCUUAACAUUCUAGAAAGCGCUUCGCUUGCCCAUGAUAAAAUAUCUGAGGAAGAUAUUUACUCUUGUACAGGAAAACCUUCUCCUUCAGAUACUGAGAAAAUCAUGGAGAGUUUGCUACAGGAUGAUUUCAAGGAAGCUUUUGAGACUUUCAUGACUCUUAAGACCGCCAAAAGCUUAACUUUAGAGGACCUUGUUAGAAGUCUCCAUAAAUCAGUGAUGAGUACAGACCUCAAUAACAAAAUCAAGAUCUUUUUGGUAAAGAGACUAGCCAAUGUUGAGCAAAGAAUUGCAAUUGGCUGAAAUGAGAAGUUACAAGUCUCCUCAAUAGUAGGAGCUUUUAUAGAGAUUAGAACUUUGAAGAAGUAAGAGACUGAUGAAUUCUGUAUAUUCAAAAAUUUUAAA
Messenger RNA from Moneuplotes crassus, 1079 nucleotides. NCBI's taxonomy places the organism in Eukaryota, Ciliophora, Spirotrichea, Euplotida, Euplotidae. The record is from the annotation of a GenBank genome assembly.